AUGAGUUUCGUUGGAACAUUAGCUCUUACUGGACUGGGAUCUUUGAUUUAUAAAUAUGACACAAACCAAAUCUUUGAGAAACAUCCAAAUGUUGAACUUUCAAUAAAGGAAUAUUAUUCGAAAGUUUACAAGAAAGAGGCAAAACAGCUCUCAGAAAGAUAUAUAUCAAGUUUGGUUAAUUUUUUCCCCGGAGUAUUAGAUGGCUAUUCCCUUGCAUACCCCUUUAGAGGUUGUCAUGAAUUAUUAAAAAAUCUACCAGAAUAUUCAAUGAUAUCGUUAUGGAUGCUUACUGGUUAUUUAUUAAUGUUUUCAUUAACCGGAUUUGCUUAUUGGGCAACGAUCACACCCAUGUAUAUUGCAUUAUUCGGAAUUUUGGGUCCUCCAGGUAUUUUAAUUGUUAUUUUACAUUCAUUUAUUCAUAUUAAUAUGCUAACAAUGAUGUAUAUGAGAAUGGCUCACUAUAAUAAUAAAUUGGUUAUGAAAUAUUUGAAUGUCCAUGGAGUCCCUAAAAGUUUUACAAAGAUACCUGUUAAAUAUUACAUACCCUUUUUCUCUACAUAUUACUGGCUUUAUGAAUUCCCUUCCAAAUUAAUCAAGUAUACUUGUGGAACUAUUGUUUUAUUAGUAUUGAUGACUUUUUCAACUAUCCCUUUAUUUGGCCCAUUAUUUUUCAAUAUUGUUAUUUCUCCUGUAAUUACUAGAAUUUAUGUUUCAAAAUAUUUAAGACUAAGAGGAGUUAAUAAUAUUCAAAGGUAUGAACAUUUAUAUGAAAAUUUUGGUUCAUAUACUGCCUUUGGGCUUUCAUGUGCCAUAAUUGAAUCCAUACCAAUAGUUUCUGGUUUUGCAUUAUGUAGUAACACAUUAGCGGCCGUUAUGUGGGGGAUUAAGAGAGAAGAAUUGAAUUAA
Molecule: messenger RNA, 906 nt
Organism: Henningerozyma blattae CBS 6284
Lineage: Eukaryota; Fungi; Ascomycota; Saccharomycetes; Saccharomycetales; Saccharomycetaceae
Exons: 1
Coding region: 1-906 (301 amino acids)
Cellular component (GO): ascospore wall; prospore membrane; lipid droplet
Source: RefSeq, a predicted model, not a curated record